Messenger RNA from Miscanthus lutarioriparius, 381 nucleotides. The record is from the annotation of a GenBank genome assembly. NCBI's taxonomy places the organism in Eukaryota, Viridiplantae, Streptophyta, Magnoliopsida, Poales, Poaceae.
AUGGAGGUGGAGGCGGUCAGCUGCGAGUGCUGCGGCCUGGAGGAGGAGUGCACGGGCGAGUACAUCGGCGGCGUGCGGGGCUACUUCGGGGGCAGGUGGCUGUGCGGGCUGUGCUCGGAGGCCGUCAAGUACGAGGCCGGCAAGUGCGCCCGGGGAGCCGGCGCCGUGCCGCCCGACGUGGAGGAGGCCGUGCGCGCGCACAUGGCCAUCUGCCGGACGCUCAAGAGCCGCGGCGGGCCCGCGGGCCGCGUCGCCGAGGGCAUGCGCCAGAUGCUGCGCACCGCGUCCUGGAAGAAGGCCGCGUCGUCGUCGUCCGCCGCGUCGCCCAGGGGCCAGGGACACCACCGCUCCUCCGCCUCGCCGGUGUCCGUCGGCCUCUGA